Molecule: messenger RNA, 1398 nt
Organism: Aspergillus fischeri NRRL 181
Lineage: Eukaryota; Fungi; Ascomycota; Eurotiomycetes; Eurotiales; Aspergillaceae
Product: transcription initiation factor TFIID subunit 11 family protein
Exons: 3
Coding region: 1-1398 (465 amino acids)
Biological process (GO): RNA polymerase II preinitiation complex assembly; transcription initiation at RNA polymerase II promoter
Cellular component (GO): transcription factor TFIID complex; nucleus
Molecular function (GO): protein heterodimerization activity; transcription coactivator activity
Source: RefSeq, a predicted model, not a curated record
AUGUCAUCACCGCCGCCUCACCCAACGCCGACAAAUCCCCUCAAACGGCCCUCCAUCUCCUCCUCCGCCUCACAACCUCUCGGCUCCAACCCGAAACGCCCACGCAUGCACCCCCUCCGGCAGACGUCCUUCCCGGCCAGUAUAGACAAUGACCAGCGCACAUUCAGCGCCACUAGCGACGCGGGGAGUGUGACGGGCAGUUUCACAGGUAGUCUGGGCGGAACGAGCGCGGACGGGGUGUUCCUGGGGGCGGCGAAGAAGGGGAAACGCGGGCGCAAGAGUAAAGCCGAGAAGGAGCGGGAGCGCGAGCAGCGGGAGGAUGCGGCGAGUUUGCGCGGGGACACGCGACUGGGGUCUGUGGAUGCGGAUGGGAUGUCUGUACGGGCUGGUGGGAUGGCGAGGGGGGAUGCGGCCGGGGAGGAGGGCGAUGAGGAUGAGGAUUUUGAUGAUGAGGGGGAGCUCCUAAGGGGUGAGGAAGGGGUGACAGAUACGGAGGCCGAGAAGAAGAACCUUGCGUUACUGGUGGAUGCGUUCAAUCCUAUUCAGUCAGAGCGAUACGAUCUCUUCAAACGGGCCAAGCUGCGCAAGGAGACGCUGCGGCGAAUUGUCAACCACGCGCUGUCCCAAUCUGUUCCCGCCAGUGUCGUGACUACCAUCAACGGUUUCACCAAGGUCUUUGCGGGCGAGAUCAUCGAGAAGGCGAGGACCGUUCAGGCCGAGUGGGCUAUCGCCCAUGAUCAGGCCGCACGCGCUGCAUUUGACGCCGAAGAGGCCGAGGCCGAGGCCAGGGCGGCUGAAGCGGCGGCGAAGGCAGCGGCUUCUGCUACGCCGGCGACGGGGGGUCAAGGACAGAGCCAGCCUCAACCGUCGGUCAAGAAGGAGCACUCAGACAGCAAUCGCUCAACCCCAAUCCCUCCUUUAUCAUCCUCUCCCAUGCCGCAACAGCAGGCUUCGCAACCGUCCACGCAUUCUAUAUCUGGUUUUCCGCAGCAGCAGCAAGAACAGCAACCCCCUCCAGCACGGCCGAAAAGGGAAUUCAAGCCGCCGCCUAAUCCUCACCGGGGCCAGCUGCUUCCUUCUCAUCUUCGCGAGGCAUUACGACGGUACAAGCGUGAUGGCGAGGGUGGUGGUGUCGGGUUCUCGGGUUUGAGGCUAGGCCUAAAAAGGAAAUCCAAGAAUAUCAUCGUCGAAGCGGCGACGGCGACGGACAAGACGAACUCUCUGCGGGCCGUGGAUCUCGUUGUGCUCGCGUGCAUGCUGAUCAAGGUAGACCUGCACCUGACGGAUGAGCACUCUGAGUACAUCCACGAUAGCGAGGAGGAUGAUGAUCUUGGCGGCCGUAUGGAGGAAGAAGAUCAGGCUGGCGUGUUUGGCCAUGGGGGACUUGAGAGCGAUUAG